CUCAUCUGACCCACACCUUCGUGAUUACCGCUGCCAGUAGGAAGAUUGAGGCUCCCCGGGCACGUCGCGCACCUUCGGCGCCAUGGCGGAACAGGAGAAACCCAAAGAAGAGCACGCUCCCAUAAACUUUGAUGAGAAUCACGAGGAGAAGCGUGAUUUCGUUAUCAGCGAGGGCCUGACCACAGCAGAGGCCGAGGAGCUCAUCAAGGUCCACGGGAGAAAUGAGCUUGAGGAGAAGCACACACCAAGCUGGCUUAUUUUCCUGCGCCAGCUCUACCAGCCCAUGCCCAUCAUGAUCUGGAUUGCCGCCAUCGUUGAGGGCGCCAUCGAGAACUGGGCCGAUAUGGGUAUCCUGCUGGGCAUCCAGUUCAUCAACGCCACCCUCGGCUGGUACGAGACCACCAAGGCCGGUGACGCCGUGGCUGCGCUCAAGGCCUCGCUCAAGCCCCUGGCCACCGCCAAGCGUGACGGCAAAUGGGCCAACAUCGACGCAGGCAAUCUCGUACCAGGAGACCUGGUACUCCUCGCGUCCGGCUCCGCCGUGCCCGCUGACUGCUUGAUCAACCACGGCACCGUCGACAUCGACCAGGCGGCGCUCACCGGCGAGUCACUGCCCGUCACCAUGCACAAGGGUGACAGCGCCAAGAUGGGCUCCACCGUCGUGCGCGGCGAGACCGAGGCCACCGUCGAGUUCACCGGCAAGAACACCUUCUUCGGCAAGACCGCGUCCAUGCUGCAGCAGAGCGGCGGCGAGCUGGGUCACUUGCAGAAGAUUCUGCUGACCAUCAUGUUCGUGCUGGUCGUCACCUCGUUCAUUCUGUGCGGUACUGCCUUCGGCUACCUGCUCGGUAUGGGUGAGCCCUUCAAGGAGGCGCUCAGUUUCACUGUGGUGCUGCUGGUGGCGUCCAUCCCCAUCGCCAUUGAGAUCGUGUGCACCACCACCCUGGCGCUGGGCUCCCGCGAGCUGAGCCGCCACGGCGCCAUCGUGACCCGCCUGGCCGCCAUUGAGGACAUGGCCGGCAUGAACAUGCUGUGCUCCGACAAGACCGGCACGCUGACGCUCAACAAGAUGGCCAUCCAGGACGACACCCCCACCUACCUUCCCGGCCUGGACCAACGCAAGCUGCUGCACCUGGGCGCGCUGGCCGCCAAGUGGCACGAGCCGCCCCGCGACGCCCUGGACACGCUGGUGCUGACCUGCGAGACCCAGGACCUGUCUGCCCUGGACGUGUACGAGCAGAUUGACUACAUGCCCUUUGACCCCACAGUCAAGCGCACGGAGGGCACCAUCAAGGACAAGCGCGACGGCACCACCUUCAAGGUCACCAAGGGCGCGCCGCACAUCAUCCUGAAGCUCACGCACGACGAGCGCAUCCACCACAUGGUUGAUGAGACCGUGGCGGCCUUCGGCCAGCGCGGCAUUCGCUGCCUGGCCAUUGCGCGCACCCUGGGCGAUGACCUGAACACCUGGCACAUGGCCGGCCUGCUGACCUUCCUGGACCCGCCUCGCCCCGACACCAAGGACACCAUCCACAAGGCUAUGGCCUACGGCGUGGACGUCAAGAUGAUCACGGGCGACAACAUCUUGAUCGCCAAGGAGACGGCCCGCGUGCUGGGCAUGGGCACCAACAUCCAGGACCCCAAGUCGCUGCCCACCAUGGACGCGGAGGGCAAGGCGCCCAAGGACCUGGGCAAGAAGUACGGCAAGAUCAUCAUGGAGGCCGACGGCUUCGCGCAGGUGUACCCCGAGCACAAGUACCUGAUCGUGGAGGCGCUGCGCCAGAACGGCUUCGCCUGCGGUAUGACCGGCGAUGGCGUGAACGACGCCCCCGCCCUGAAGCGCGCGGACGUGGGUGUGGCGGUGCAGGGUGCCACAGACGCCGCUCGCGCCGCCGCCGACAUUGUGCUGACCGAGCCCGGCCUGAGCACCAUCGUGCACGGCAUCGUGACUGCGCGCUGCAUCUUCCAGCGCAUGAAGAACUUCAUCAACUACCGUAUCGCCGCCACGCUGCAGCUGCUCACCUUCUUCUUCAUCGCCGUGUUCGCGCUGCCGCCCAUCGACUACCCCCAGGGCAUGUGGCCCACCUGCAACACUCCGGCUGCCGUUGGAUCCCCCACGUGCUGCCCGGAGACGUACACCUACGACAAUGUCACCUCCACAGUCACCAUGGAGUGGCUGCGUGAUAACCAGGGCAACGACGAGAUUGCGAACAACCUGAACGGCGUGUGCUUCACCGACGGCGAGCCCUGGCCCGACUUUUUCAAGAUGCCCGUGCUGAUGCUGAUGCUCAUCACACUGCUCAACGACGGCACCCUGAUCUCCAUCGGCUACGACCACGUCAAGCCUUCGGCCAUGCCCGAGAAGUGGAACCUGCCCGCGCUGUUUGCCAUCUCGAUCGUGCUGGGCAUGGUGGCGUGCGGCUCCUCGCUGCUGCUGCUGUGGGCGGCGCUGGACUCGUGGAACACCAACGGCAUCUUUCAGAAGUGGGGCCUGGGCGGCAUGCCCUACGGCAAGGUCACUACCAUCAUUUAUCUGAAGGUGUCCGUGUCCGAUUUCCUGACGCUCUUCUCCGCCCGCACCCACGACGGCUUCUUCUGGUCAGCUCGCCCCAGCCCCAUUCUGAUGGGCGCCGCCCUGCUGGCGCUGUCGCUCUCCACCAUCUUGGCGUGCGUGUGGCCCAAGGGCCACACCGACAAGCAGCUGAGCAUGGGCCUGGCCUACGAGACCGACCCGCACAGCAACACCCUGAUGCCGCUGUGGAUCUGGAUCUACUGCGUGUUCUGGUGGUUCGUUCAGGACUUCAUGAAGGUGGCCGCCUACUGGAUGAUGCACCGCUACAACUGGUUCGACAUCAACACCUCGAUGGCCAUCAACAAACGUGACGCCAACAAGGUGGACGACAGGCACGACCCCCUUGCCCGCGGCUCGGUGGGCCUGGUGGAGGGCAAGCUGCUGGCCGCCAAGGUGGAGGAGGCGCAGGCCAAGGUCAACGCCGCCAUCAAGCACGACCAGGCCACCAACCUGGGCCGCGCCUCGGCCAACCUGGGCCGCGUGUCCGCCAACCUCAAGCAGGCGGGUAUGGCGCGCCACUCGGGCAACCCCAAGGGUGCGGACGUGGAAGGCGCCGCGCAGACGGUGGAGAACGUGCUGUUGCACCUGGACGAGGCGCGGGGCGAGCUGGACCCCAAGGUGCAGCAGGAGAUUGCGCCCGCCAUCGAGGGCGUGCGGGAGGCCGCGGAGAAGCUGGCUGCCAACACGGCGGCCGCGCUCGGGGGAGCCAACCCCGAGCAGACGCUGGCAAAGAUUUCCUCGAAGCGGCACAUGUAAGCGGCGGCAGCAGGAGCGGCUCUGCUGCGGCGGGUAUGCUAGCGGCUUGCUGGCGCGCCGCGGCGAGGACAGGGCUUGUUGUGCGCGUGUAUCGUGCUGGGGGGGGGGGAGUAAACGUAGCCCGGAAAGGGGUUGCGCAACACUUAUGUUCCUACAUCGCACCUCUGGAGCGGAGUGGAGACGGUUUGCUUACUAGUAUACUUUUGCUCGCAUGAGCAAGCGCCGCCCUUCCAACGUGUCCGGUUCUUACUGCAUGCCGGGGUCUGGCUGUUGCCUACAAACUUUGCGACUGGAGGUUUUAACCAACUUGCAUGCGUGUGAUGAAAGGCCUUGGGGGGACGGUUUGAGUGACGAUGCGUUCACCUCGGCGGUCAGGGUGAAAUAGGCUCGAUGAAUACCUGAGCGUACGCAAUCGACAGCAAACGGGGUUGGACGUGUUCCUUCAAUGACCAGUGAUUUUGUGAGUAUGUAUGUCGCCCAUGAAACCUAGGAAAAGACACAAACCGCAGUGUGACCUGUGAUUGUUUGGGGAGCUUGCUGUGGCGCCCCCUCCGACGCAAUACUGACGUGUUUGAUGAUGGUGUGGCCCGCGAGGCAGUUGGAAACGCGUGUGCGUAUUAUGCCUUAAGCGCGAGGCCGUGUGAUCACUCGAUAGGGCAGUCGGCAGCUAUAUUAGCUGACGGCGGAUGGUUCACAGGAGACCGCACGAACAGUGCACGGCCGCGUGUCUCACACCCACGUGCCGCAAUCCGGACUGGUACGUGGCGCGGUCAACGCUAGUGCCCGUCACAAGUCUGCUUGGACAGAUGAAUGUGUGUGUAUGUGUGCGUGUAGUGUUUGUCAAGUCAAUGCUUAAUGAACGGGCAGCGGACGAGACAGGAGGUUUGAGGAGUUGCCUUUAAUAAGACAGGGACGGAGCACCCACAGGCUCGAGACAGGGAUGCAUCAUGUUUAGGAGAAGCGAGGGCUACGCUUUGAACUCGCUGUAAAGCAAUGGCAUGAAUACGAAUCCCCUGACAAGCUCCAACCGGGAGCACAAGUUGGUCGCCAACGCACUGGGCUCCAUGCGGGUGGGGCGCGGCGCCUGGACUGCGGCGGGAACCUGAAAGGCCGCGGAUGCUGUAGUCUCAGACU
Messenger RNA from Chlamydomonas reinhardtii, 4462 nucleotides. RefSeq lists its product as uncharacterized. Lineage: Eukaryota; Viridiplantae; Chlorophyta; Chlorophyceae; Chlamydomonadales; Chlamydomonadaceae. Gene Ontology annotation, biological process: proton export across plasma membrane; regulation of intracellular pH. The coding region runs from base 83 to 3328 and encodes 1081 amino acids. Gene Ontology annotation, cellular component: plasma membrane. Gene Ontology annotation, molecular function: ATP hydrolysis activity; P-type proton-exporting transporter activity; ATP binding. The transcript is spliced from 12 exons. The record is from RefSeq and is a predicted model, not a curated record.